Orcinus orca (killer whale) is the source of this 2757-nucleotide messenger RNA. It is a transcript of the gene ZFP92, whose product is annotated as ZFP92 zinc finger protein. The coding region runs from base 909 to 2204 and encodes 431 amino acids. Gene Ontology annotation, molecular function: DNA-binding transcription factor activity; RNA polymerase II cis-regulatory region sequence-specific DNA binding. Gene Ontology annotation, biological process: regulation of transcription by RNA polymerase II. The record is from RefSeq and is a predicted model, not a curated record. The transcript is spliced from 3 exons. NCBI's taxonomy places the organism in Eukaryota, Metazoa, Chordata, Mammalia, Artiodactyla, Delphinidae.
GUGCCAGUAUCUUUUGAGGACGUGUCUGUGUACUUCACCAAGACAGAAUGGAAGCUUCUGGAUCUCAGACAAAGGAUGCUCUACAAGCGAGUGAUGCUGGAGAACUACCGCCACUUGGUGUCACUGGGGUUUUCAAGCAUCUGUUCCUUGCAUCAAGCCACAGAGAGCCCAGGACAUAGAGGCCCAGGACUUGGAGAAACGGGAAAGAGCUGGGGCAGGCUCCCCCACUGCGCCCCUGCCUUCGGGGUUGCAGGGGAUCCUUUUGUUCUGUUUCUUCUUUUAAACUCUACAGAUUCCACCUCAGUCAUCUAACCCCACAGAAGGAGACUAGCUUCUUCCCCUUGGUUGUUUUUGGCCCUUAUCAGGCAGAUCUGGGGUUCCCCAGGGAAGUUGUGGAUUCCUCAGUGGAGUCUGGCAUAAGGAACAGAGACAUCUACUGUGUUUGAUGGUGAAACAGGGGGCUUUGGCUUUCGGGACACAGGCAGCCCUUCAGCUCUGUCUGCUUCUUGAUACUCCCUGGGGCCUUGCUCCAACCCUCUGUUUGUCCUUCAGGGUCUCCACACUGAUCCCCCAUUUCCCACAGGCCAUCCCGUCCUGCAGGCCAAAUAAUAACAUCAUUAUCCUCUUGGGCUGAAUCACCACCUACUUAAGAUUCACCAUGUAUGCCUGGCCCCUGUACACUCAGAGCGCCUUUCAUCCUUAGAGGGACUCUGCCGUUUCUCUGGACCUUCCCAGUGGCACUUUCUAGAGAGUUCUUCAUUCUCUGUUCCUGAAGAUAUUAAUGCUGGACUGAGUCCAGGAGUGACUAACCUGCUUCCUUUCCAUGGACAGGGUUUUCAUCCUCCAAGCCUCACCUGGUCUCCCGGCUAGAGCGAGGAGAGGGGCCCUGGGUAGCAGACGUCCACAGGAUGGGGACCACCACAGGGAUGCAGGCAGGUGACAGGAUGAAGAGCAAACCGAUAAUUUCAAAGCAGAAAACUUGUUCAGAAGAACUCGCAGGGGCUGACCUUCAGGGUGGCAACAAGGGCCAGGUAGCCGGGCAGUCAGAGGAAACACUUGAGCACAGACGGAAACAUGCUUAUUGUCCACAGACAGCUUUCAGCAGGGGUGACCCUCCCAGGGAGAAAGGCCAAGGCAGCUCCCCAGGUGAGGAAAGAGAGAUACAGAGAAGUAGCUGCAGAGGUAGACAGGGUUUGGUUCUAAGGCAGCAGGGUUCCAAAGGUGCAGAGAAACAGUUCCUGUGUCAGCAGUGUGGGAAAUCCUUCAGCCGGAGCUCCAACCUCAUCAAGCACCGGAUCAUCCACAGUGGCGAGAAACCCUACGAGUGCGGCGAGUGCGGCAAACUCUUCCGGCGCAGCUUCGCGCUCCUGGAGCACCAGCGCAUCCACAGUGGUGAGAAGCCCUAUGUGUGCGGCGAGUGCGGGAAGACUUUCACACGCAGCUCCAACCUCAUCAAGCACCAGAUCAUCCACAGUGGUGAGAAGCCCUACGAGUGUGGCGAGUGCGGGAAACUCUUCCGGCGCAGCUUCGCGCUCCUUGAGCACCAGCGCAUCCACAGUGGCGAGCGGCCCUACACGUGCAGCGUGUGCAGCAAGGCCUUCAGCAGGAGCUCCAACCUCAUCGAGCACCAGCGCACACACAGCGGCGAGAAGCCCUACACGUGCAGCCAGUGCCUGAAAGCCUUCAAGGGCAUCUCCCAGCUCAUUCACCACCAGCGCAUCCACAGUGGGGAGAAGCCAUUCGAGUGCAAGGAGUGUGGGAAGGCCUUCCGGGGGCGCUCGGGCCUCAGCCAGCACCGGCGGGUGCACAGCGGCGAGAAGCCCUAUGAGUGCAGCGAGUGCGGGAAGACCUUCAGCCGGCGAUCCAACCUCUUCAAGCACCAGGUGGUGCACAGUGAGGAGAGACCCUACAAGUGUCAAGACUGCAGGAGGGCGUUCCGCAGCGGCUCCGUCCUCCUGGAGCACCGGCGCACCCACGGCAGCCUGCGGCCCAGCGCCUGCGGCCACUGCGGCCAGGCUUCCAAAGGGAAACCGCAGCUCGGCCGGAAGCCAAAAACUCACUGCAGAAGGAAGCUCUCGGAGGGAAGCAACUCAGAAAAGGCACCGGCCUGCCUGGCCCUCUGGAGAGCCACUGCGGAGCCCCGCCCCGAAGACGAGAAACUCCGUCCAGACUCCGCCCACGCCACUGCCCCCAGCUCCUUCUGACGGGGUGCACCGUGGGAGGGCUGGCUUUAAAAUGAGGCCCACGUUCCCCACCUCAACCCCCUCCCUUUGCUCGUUGAUGCUGCUGCAAUGGAAGCACCUAAUGCGCCGCAGGCAGACGGGCCCCUGUGCCCGUGCCAGCUCCUGUGCGGUGCGCACAGGCGUGUGUGUGCCGCCAAGGUGCACGCACGUUUGUAUUCCACCCUGGAGCCGCUGAAACUGCUCUUGCCCCAUGUGCCUGGGGCCUGAGUGCUGUGGGUGGGAGGGAGCGGGUGCCUUCAAUUAGGGAGGAGUGGGGGCCUUCACUUCACCCAAAGACUUGUUAGCGUUUCCAGGUAGAAGACACGAAAAGCACUUUAAUCCUUUAAUAGCUUAAUAGUGGGAGGGACCUGAGGGCAUUCACAAUUUGUGGGCUCCACAGCGAGGCUGUGGCUGGACUGUGACAUCACCUAAAAUUCAUCAAGAAAUGGUCUGCAAAAGGACUCAGGCAACUGCGCGUGCCCGCGUCGGCAGCCCCCGGAGAGUGGCAUCUCCUCGGCAGGAAGGCACAGGACAG